Molecule: messenger RNA, 1294 nt
Organism: Sesamum indicum (sesame)
Lineage: Eukaryota; Viridiplantae; Streptophyta; Magnoliopsida; Lamiales; Pedaliaceae
Product: RNA polymerase Rpb7 N-terminal domain-containing protein
Biological process (GO): DNA-templated transcription; transcription initiation at RNA polymerase III promoter
Cellular component (GO): RNA polymerase III complex
Source: RefSeq, a predicted model, not a curated record
AGUAUUAAGAUAUUGACCUAUAAAAAAAAAAUAAAAGAGAAAAAGGGGUUAAGUAAGGAGGCAAACCGCAAAACAUCCCUAAGUAGUCGCUACUCCGAGCUUUGGCGAAAAUCUACGGUGAGAAACUGCGACUUUCUUCAUAAGCGAAAUUUUGCGACACCGCCGCCGCCCCCCGCCUACCUCCGGCGGCUCCUCUCGUUUUUACAAUCCCCGAAUAAAUUUACAUUAUACUCUUGAAAAUAAUGUUUUUCUUGAGCGAAAUAGAGCACACUCUGAGAUUGCCCCCAUAUCUCCUGAAUCGGCCUCUCAACGAAGCCAUUAAAGGAGAGCUCGACUCUCUCUUCUUAGACAAGGUUAUUGAAAAAUUAGGCCUGUGCGUCAGCGUGUACGAUAUUCGAUCCAUCGACGGUGGAUUUAUAUUUCCUGGUGAUGGAGCUUCCACUUAUACGGUUAGGUUCAGACUCGUAAUGUUUCGCCCGUUUGUAGGAGAAGUUAUAUCAGCUCGACUGAAAGAAUCCUCCAAAGAUGGUUUGCGCCUAUCACUUGGAUUCUUUGACGACAUCUAUGUACCUGUCCCUUUGUUGGCCAGUCCCAAUCACUCAGAACCUGACCCAGAACAUAAGAACGGAAUCAGGUGGGUCUGGGAGUAUGAGGGGGAAAAUUACCCUAUAGACGGGACAGAUGAGAUUAGGUUCCGAGUUCACAAUGUAAGUUAUCCACCUGUACCAUUGGAGCAAGGAAAGGAUUCAGAUGAAAAGGAAUCAGAGCAAAAAGAUUCAAAGCCGUUUGCCCCUAUGGUGGUAACUGGGUCUCUUGAUGCUGAUGGUUUAGGCCCCAUUUCAUGGUGGGUAUAAUAGGAACGUGCCGAUAAUCUUCUUUAGACAAAUCUCUCAACCAGGCAGACUCAGGAAGCUAGUAACUCACAGAAUUUUGUCGAAGCACAAAGUAGAUCAGAGAUGUGUGUAUCAUCUUUAUGAUAGAAAGACACAGUUAUGGGUACUUUGUAUCCACAAAACUGCCUGUACAGUUACGGAGGCUCUACAUUCAUGAAAAUUUGUCCAUACACAAGAAUGGUAGUGACAUUGAUCAAUUGUGGAGGACCAUCUUCCACCAUUGGUUUCUCCACAAAUUCUCCUUCAUCCUACUUAUCCUCUUCUUUUCUUCUGAAAAAAGUACCUUAGUUACUAAGGGAGAUGAUCUAACAGAACAAGUACAUUACUAACUGCUCUUUUGUAGUUUUAUAGGACAUUGAUGGUCCAGGUUGGAAUUGAGCCAUGCAAGUAUACCCCAUACU